AUAGAUAGCUCAUUAUACUAUCUAUUUUGGAGUGAGAAAGACGCUUGCAGAUCUUACUAUCAUUCUUUCCCUAACUUAAAAAAAUGUCUCCAAAUAGGGUUUGGAAACAAUUCCAGAGUGUAUACAUGUGGAACUGAAGGUCAUAAAUUCAGUUGCCACAGUCCAGUGAGCUAUGGAAGCAACCUUUUUUGGUGUAUGACUUGAUAUAUGUUAUUCUUGCAAGUGAGUAGGCUUCAGUAGGUAGCUGAUGUGAGCAAGUGUGGAGCUUAUUGUGAAAAAAUCCCUUUUUCUUUUCAUAAUAUUAAUAAUGUUCAGCAAUCCUUCUGUAAAAUUGCUUCUCCAAAAGUAAUAUAGCCUGUGCCUAACAGCAUAUAUUCUCUUUUAGGUUUCCUUUGACUUUCAGUGUGCAAAGUCAAUGAGAAUGAUUUAGGACAAUCAGAUGGGGAAUUUAUUUUUGGAAUUGAUCUUCCUGUAUUACCACAAAGGAAUCUAAGAAACGAUGUCAGAUAUCUUGGACCAGUUUAUUGAAGAGCAAAAGGCCAAGUUGGCACAAGACAAAGCAGAACUUGAAAAUGAUCCUCCUUAUAUGGAAAUGAGGAGCAAAGGUUCAGAACAGCUUUCUGAGACCAGCAAAAUGUUAAUCUCUAUGGCUAAAGAAAAUAUACCACCAAAUAAUCAAGAGAGCUGUCCACUAGGUAACUAUGGCUUGAGCUUGCCGCUUGGAGAAGAAUAUGAACGAAAAAAGCAUAAACUAAAGGAGGAACUCCGACAAGAUUAUAGACGAUAUCUUUCUCAGGGUAUUUCACAGGCUAAAAGAAAGAAAAAUUAUUUGACUACUGCUGAAGUAGAUCCAUAUACUCAGGGACUAUCUCUUCCCAUUGAUGAGAGAAGAUCUGCCAAGGAGAAACUACGUCUUGAAAGAAACAAGGAAUACAAUCAAUAUCUCAGGGAUAAGGAAGUGUGGAAUGAAAGGUUAAGGAAAAUAGGAAAAAACCCCACAGAGCAUGAGACAGACCGACAUAAAAAACCUGCUGCUGUUACCAGAGUCCAGCCAGAGCUUCAUAAACAAAUAGAAGCCUCUUGCGGAGAUUCAGAACCUCCCAGGAAAGAUGCUUGUACUUCCACGGAAGCUUAUGAAGAGCUGCUAAAUAGGAGACGACAGGAGGAGGGCAGAUAUCGCAGAUCAGAUGAUGAAGCUGAAGUAAGAGAGAGAAUAUUGCAGAAAACACUUGAUGAGAAACUGGACAUUUCCAAUAGGAAGUGUCACAGGUUUGCUAACAAACCUGACAUUUCUGUUGGAAGACAUCACAGAUUUGAUGAGGAUUGUGAUCUUGAUAGAAGAUGCGACAGACCUGAUUAUGAUCCUGAAGUAAAUGAGGAAAUGGACUCUAGAUUUAGAUAUGAAAGCGACUAUGACAAAAAGCCUCUGAGGUUUUUCAAUACUGAAAGAAAUCAGGCAGACGACAAUUCUCCAACCAGUGAACAGGCAAAAUCAGGCAUAGGUAAGGAUGGCAUUCCAUAUGCAACAGGACUCAUUCUCGGUGGUCAGGACAAGGAACUUAUACAAAGAAGGAAAGAAAUGUACAGACAGGAGCUCAUGGAACAGAUGGCUGAGCAACAAAGAAAUAAGAGACGUGAAAAAGAGCUGGAGCUCUUAGUUGCUGCUACUGGAGCUCUAGACCCAGGGAAGCAGCCUGAUAGACUGAAGCAAUAUGGUUUGACAGCAAGAGCCUCUGAAGAAAAGGUACCACCUGAAAGGCCCAAAUCGGCUUUCCAGACACCCCUUCCUGCACCUCCUGUUUCACCAGUGAAUGAGGACUUUCACAGGGGAAUAUCCAGUGCUCUUGGUGAAAUAGUAGCUCCCAGGAUUGCACCUCUACCUCCACCUCCACCACCAAUUUUGACUGACAAUUACAGAACACCUUACGAUGAUGCAUACUAUUUCUAUGGGGCUAGGAAUCCUUUGGAUCCCAAUCUUGCAUAUUAUGGUACAGGAAUGAUGGGAAUGCAGCCUACACCUAAUCUUGCAGUUCCCUUAGGACAGGUACCAGCAGAUCAGUCUGUAAGAAACAGUGGACAGAGAAACAUAGGGGAUAGACCAAAAAGUCUUGGAAUAUUUCCUGAAGAAAAGCCAAAACCCUCAAAAGAAUCAUCUUUAUCUUAUCAACAAGAAUUGCAACAGCAGAUAAGAGAAAGAGAAGAACGACGCAGACGAGAGAGAGAGGAAAAGCAACAAUAUGAAGCAAAGUUAGAAGCUGAAAUGAGAAGUUACAAUCCCUGGGGAAAAGGUGGUGGUGGUGCUCCUCUUAGAGAUACAAAAGGAAAUCUGAUAACUGACUUGAAAAUGAUGCACAAGCAAAAUGAAGAUGCAUAUCAUAAUCCAGAAGGAAGACCAUAUGAAGAUAAAAGGGCUAUUGUUUCUUUUGACCUAGGUUUGCCGUCCUCAAGACCUGAGAAUGCAGAAACAUCUACAGGUUUCUCAUUUGCACAAACCUCUCCCUUUGCUCGAGGUAACGUUUUUGGUGAACCACCAUCUGCACAGCAGCUUAAACAACAAGAGUCGUACAAAAAUUUUCUUCGUUUGCAGAUUGAGGAAAAGAGACUCAGGGAAGAAGCAGAGCGAGAAAAACUUAGAAUUGAAGAAGAAAAAGAAGAAAAACGGCUAGCUGAACAAAGGAUGAGAAUUCAGAAAGAAUAUGAAGAGGAGCAGGAAAAGAAAAGAAAGAAAGAGGAGGAGCAAAGAUUAAAAAAUGAAGAGAUGAUACGAUUAGCUGAAGAAAGGCGGAAAGAGGCAGAAAAGAAGAAAAGAGAGGACGAAGAGAAACAGGAUGAACAAAUUAGACAAUAUUAUGAACGAGAGAAGACUGCAAAGAUAGAAGACGAAAAGAAGCUUUCAAGGCAACCUUCUCCUGUAAUUCCUGCUCUUCAGCAUAAAUCUUUAUCAAAAGAAGAGAGACCUACUUCUGUUGACAGUCAUACAUCUUAUUAUACACAAGAUCUUCCACAGCCCAGAGUUCUUUCUCCUCCUGUUCCUGCUAGAAGAAACCAGUUGCGUGCCUAUGAGGAAAGAAAAAAUGUGAUAAAUGAGCUGACAGAAAUGAGAAAGCAGCUUCGUAGUGAAGAGCGGCGACUGCAGGAGCAAUUGCUAAAUGUGGCCAGUGAAGACGACAUAACUACAAGCAGGAAGAGGGAGAGAAAUCCAAUGGAUGUAUUUGAUAUGGCCAGACUUCGGAUGCAAGCUCCAGUGAGGCGACCUUCAUCAAAGGAAGCAGCUGAUGCUGUAAAUAUACAGAACAUCUGGGAGUUUAAUGAUCUUAAGUACAGAGAUUCAGAAACACGAGCAGACUUGAGAUAUAUGUACCCUGAUCCUCCAAGAGAUGAUCAAACUCUAGAGAUUCAACAGCAGGCAUUGCUAAGAGAGCAGCAGAAGAAACUUAAUAGAAUGAAAAUGAGAAGAGAUGAAAUAGAUACUAUAGAUUAUGAUGAUUCUGCUCCUGGCUUUAACCCACGGAACAUGGGACUGUUCAGGAAUGACUCCAGUGAAUUCUUGAAAAAAUCACUAUUGGAAUCUGAGAGUGCUUUUAUUGAUACUAAUGGGGAAACAUUUCCUGCUUUAGAAGAAGGUUAUCUAUUUUCACAACCCCAGUCUUCUGCAAGGGAGAGGAGACGACUAAAGCAUAAAGCAAAGGAUUUUACUAAUGAAGUCCCUGUCAGCCAGGCUGCACUGUCUGACAGCUUCUCUUUACACUCAAGCUCCAGUCUCAGUGUUAAUCAGCUGAAAGCCAGGAAUGAAGAACGAUUGAGAAGACUGGCUGUACUUCAGAAGAAAUCGGUUCCCUUAGGUGCUGAUGUUUCCCUGGGAGAUGCUGAUGCUACUUUGAAUCACUUUCCAUCCAAAGAUGGCAGACGGCCUAACUCUGUUGACACAGUAGCCACAGAUCUGUGGCUGCGACCAGGCACAUCGGAGACCCUGAAAAGGUUUAUGGCUGGAGAGUCGAGCCAGGUUAAAGUUACUUCAGAAAACCCAUUCCCUUUUAGUUGGCAGGGCCUGUCAACUGCACAUGGUUGAAUAAAUCCAUAUCGAAACCAGCUGUGCCUUUCAUCACAGAAGGAGUGUUAAUCACUACUGCACUUUUUAUGGUCUCUUAUAGCGAUAGUCUUAUUUUGUGUAAAUAUUGUGAGCUUUCGUAAAAGAUUUUUAAAGUGAUAUGUUCAGAGAGAAACUGUAGUAUAACUGAUUUCUUUAAAAGAAAGAAAUGUAUAGAGGAUGUCUUAUUAUUCCUGUGUUAAAGUGUACUUUUCUAUAACUUGAAGAAAUCACUAUUUUUCAUCCUU
This is a messenger RNA of Gavialis gangeticus (Gharial), 4335 nucleotides long. It is a transcript of the gene CSPP1, whose product is annotated as centrosome and spindle pole associated protein 1. Gene Ontology annotation, biological process: positive regulation of cytokinesis. Bases 500 to 4069 code for a protein of 1189 amino acids. Gene Ontology annotation, cellular component: centrosome; microtubule; spindle pole. The record is from RefSeq and is a predicted model, not a curated record. The transcript has 30 exons. NCBI's taxonomy places the organism in Eukaryota, Metazoa, Chordata, Crocodylia, Gavialidae.